Molecule: messenger RNA, 2763 nt
Organism: Pogoniulus pusillus (Red-fronted tinkerbird)
Lineage: Eukaryota; Metazoa; Chordata; Aves; Piciformes; Lybiidae
Gene: ADAP2
Product: ArfGAP with dual PH domains 2
Exons: 11
Coding region: 150-1340 (396 amino acids)
Biological process (GO): heart development; positive regulation of GTPase activity
Cellular component (GO): plasma membrane; intracellular membrane-bounded organelle; cytoplasm
Molecular function (GO): GTPase activator activity; phosphatidylinositol bisphosphate binding; phosphatidylinositol-3,4,5-trisphosphate binding
Source: RefSeq, a predicted model, not a curated record
GGCGGCCUGAGGGGCGGCCCAGCCCGGGACGCGGAGGGGGAACGAGGCGCGGACGGGGGACGAGGCGCCCCGAGGCGCCGGGGCCGCUCUCCAGUUCCUCAUUUCGCUCCCGGGGACUCGGCUCCUGCGGAGCUUCGUGCCGAGCGGCGAUGAUGGACCGCGACCGCAACAAGACGCUGCUGCUGGAGCUGCAGAGGGCUGCCGGCACCGGGAACGGCUGCUGCGCUGACUGCGGGGAGCCAGAUCCAGAGUGGGCUUCUUACAAACUUGGAAUAUUCAUUUGUUUGAAUUGCUCUGGAAUCCAUCGCAAUCUUCCUCAGAUCAGCAGGGUCAAAUCCCUUCGGCUUGACUUCUGGGAGAACGACCUUAUAGAGUUUAUGAAGAAGCAUGGGAACCUCUGUGCCAAAGCUAAAUAUGAGGCCAAAGUCCCUCCCUACUAUUAUAUCCCCCAGUCCUGUGACUGCUUGGUUUUAAAAGAGCAAUGGAUUAGAGCUAAAUAUGAGCGUGAGGAAUUUGUUGCCACCCGAGUCUGCCAAGAUCCUUGUUCUGCAGGCAGCCGUGAAGGAUUCCUCUGGAAGCGUGGGCGGGAGGGCAGGCAGUUCCAGAAGAGGCGAUUUCUGCUCUCAGCAAGGGAAGGCUUGAUGAAGUACUACACUAAAGAGUCCAGAGGCCCAAAAGCCAUUAUCAGCAUUGAGACUCUGAAUGCAAUGUUCCAGACAGAGAAAAUCCAUCAUGCUCAUGGGCUGCAGAUCACAUACAACACAGAUGGUCAAACAAGGAACCUUUUUGUCUAUCACGAAAGUGGCAAGGAGAUUGUUGACUGGUUCAAUGCCAUUCGGGCAGCACGUUACCACUAUCUCAGAACAACCUUCCCAACCGUCCCUGAGCUUGAGCUCAUACCCAGGAUCACAAGGAAGUAUGUCAAAGAAGGCUACAUGGAGAAAACAGGACCAAAACAGAAGGAGGCCUUUAAGGUGCGCUGGUUCUGCCUGGAUUCUCAAGAAAGGAACCUGAUGUACUUUAAAAAUCCCCUGGAUGCAUUUGCACAGGGCCAGGUGUUUAUUGGGAAGAGGGAUGAGGGCUAUGAAGUACGAGCUGGCCUGCCGCAGGCGGUGCGGGUGAAGAAGAGGAAACCUGCGAUCACUGUGGUGACUCCGGUGAGAGAGUUUGUGUUCAUCUGUGAGAACGACAGGGAGCAGAGGGAGUGGAUCGAUGCCUUAGCUGGAGUCAUGGCCCAGCCUUUGACUGGCCACAGGCACAGGAAGGGUGGCAACAGAGAAAUGAGUACAAGAGAGUGCAGAUGUUCAGAGGCAUCUGUGCCUCUGCAGAACCUUGCCUGAAGGGCCUUCUCUCUUCCUACCCUUCUCUGCUUUUGAGCAGAGGAGGCCUUCAUACCUGACAGGGAUGAAUCAUCCAAUGAUGUCUUAUGGAAAAGCAGAAGUGGCAAAAGUCUGACCCCAGAAGGGCUGGCAUGCAUUUCCUUGAGGACUUCUGUGGGUGCUGUUACAUCAGCUCCUCCUUUUCUUGCCCUGGACUGAUGUCAGAAGGAUUCCUGUACAUCCUGAAAGACACACCUGACCAUCCAGCCCAUAGCAUAUAUCCUGCCAGUGAAUGGUGGCACAUGAGUGCAUAGUGACUAAGAGACAAAGAUGCCAUCUCCUCUCAGGAAGCUGCAGGGUGUCCUGUUGGACAGAGCUAGGCUACCAAUUCAUGCUGGAGUCACUGGAUGUCCUUCUCAGGGAGAAGCAGAGCUGGACAGCUACAUUCCAGCUGGCUGCAGCUUCUGUGCAGAUAGGGACAUGGUUAUUUUCAGCAGAGUAGGUAUAAUGUCUUUUACAGUGUUACAUUUCUGGCACAGUACCAAAUAAAAGUCAAAUUUGAAUUGUGAGGGACGCCGUAAUGGAAUCACUCUCCUGACAAACACUCCUAGCUCCUUGCUUUCAACAGUCUCUGCUGUUUGACUUCUUUAUGGGUGAUAGAUACAACACGUGAAGACCAGUCUUUCCCAAAGCAACACCACAGUGCCCCAGCAAACACAUCCUGAGCAUGGGAUGGACAUUGUUUGGAUGGCUCAGGUCCUAAAGAGCAGAUGAAGAUUAAAGAGCAGGGUUAGUCUGAGCAGUGAAAGGCAGAAACUAGUUUUAAAAGUGUUAUCUUCAGUGAGCUGCUUGAAGACACUCAAUGAAUAAGGACCAGUGCUGGAAGUGGAGGGCAAGGGCCUCCUGAUCAGGUACUAGUUACAUCCAUUCUGUGCAGGAGCUGAUGAAGAUCCGCACUAGCUGCUGCAGGACACUGUUUUCUUGCCUCAAACUCAAGACAAUAGAUUUGGUUCUACCAAGCAGCCAGUCAUUCUGAUAUUUAAUUCUUCUUUUCAGAUAGUCUUAGUCUGCAAAUCAAGAGGAAAUCCUGCAGACUAAAUUUCUGGUGGGGCUUCCACCUUUUGCUGACGAUUGGCAGGCAGUCUAAUACACCCAGAAUAGUUCUCUUCUGCAGAAUGAGGAAGUGCCAAUACUUGCAGGGAUUAGCGAGAUUAACUCUUGUUUUUCCCCCCCACAAUGGUGUAGAAGAAUUGUUUGAGCUGGAUCAUCAGUCAGCUCACCACCACCUAGCUCUGAGCAAGCUGCAGUUUUUCUUGCUUCCCUGUAUUCCUGUCCAACCUGAUUAAUUCUAGCUCACCUGCUGCUUCAGUAAACCUUUUCAGCAGCCUCGUCCUGCAGCCCUUGAAAUCAAAAGCAAAACACCUUCUGACUUGACGAGGAACAG